Molecule: messenger RNA, 217 nt
Organism: Nezara viridula (southern green stink bug)
Lineage: Eukaryota; Metazoa; Arthropoda; Insecta; Hemiptera; Pentatomidae
Source: the annotation of a GenBank genome assembly
AUGAAAAUUCAAUAAAAUCGUACCAGGGAUGGAUAACGAAAGCAUAUUAUUAUAUAUACUCUGUGAAACUAUAAUAAUUAAGGAGACCUCUUUGGAAUCAGAUAAGAGUUUAGCAGUUAUCCCAAGUUCAAUUUGUUUUAUUUUAAGUUUAAAGUUUUUAUUAAAUUUGAUUUAUGUUUUUUCAAUGACUGAAAGUGCGAAUAUAUAUAGAAAUUGA